Aedes albopictus (Asian tiger mosquito) is the source of this 2156-nucleotide messenger RNA. RefSeq names its product bifunctional arginine demethylase and lysyl-hydroxylase PSR (gene PSR). Gene Ontology annotation, biological process: phagocytosis. Bases 225 to 1412 code for a protein of 395 amino acids. Gene Ontology annotation, molecular function: histone H4R3 demethylase activity; P-TEFb complex binding. The record is from RefSeq and is a predicted model, not a curated record. Gene Ontology annotation, cellular component: nucleus; cytoplasm. NCBI's taxonomy places the organism in Eukaryota, Metazoa, Arthropoda, Insecta, Diptera, Culicidae. The transcript has 5 exons.
UUCCGCCAUUAUCAAAACUCGAAAUUGCACAUACUGACGGAUUGCGAAGCAGAAAGAACACUGGCCGGGACUGGACAUCGCUUCGCUGGUUGUUCCUCAAAAUUGUUGCCUUAUUUCGGUCGAAAAAUUGCACCACAUUGCAGCGGAAACAUCGUUUCAGGUGAGGAAAGAAAAAAAGGUUCCGUUUGGCUGAAGAAACGCAGUGCAAUCAACCGGGAAAAACAAUGUCCCUGAACGAAGGCGAAGUGAAGCUGUCGCACCGUACGCGGAAACGCGUCCGCGAAGUCAAACGGAAGGCUCGACCAGAGCUGGCCGAUAAGAGUGCCUGGGUGCAGCUGGAGUACCACAGGAAGUUCGACAAGUUCCGGGAGUUUGAGGACAAUGUAGAGCGGAUCCACGUGAAGGACGUAUCGCCGCAGGAGUUUAUCGAUCGGUUCGAGUCGAUCUACAAGCCAGUGGUGAUCGAAGGGAUUACCGAAGGGUGGAAGGCCGAGUACAAGUGGACGCUGGAGCGGCUGGCCAAGAAGUACCGGAAUCAGAAGUUCAAGUGCGGCGAGGACAACGAUGGGUACAGCGUGAAGAUGAAGAUGAAGUACUACAUUGAGUACAUGCGGAACACCACGGACGACAGUCCGCUGUACAUCUUUGAUAGUAGCUUCGGGGAGCACCAUCGGCGGAAAAAGUUGCUGGAAGAUUACGACAUUCCGCUGUACUUCCGGGACGAUCUGUUCAAACAUGCCGGAGAGGAGCGUCGGCCACCGUAUCGGUGGUUCGUGAUGGGCCCGGGCCGGUCCGGUACGGGCAUUCAUAUCGAUCCGCUCGGGACCAGCGCUUGGAAUGCGCUGAUCAGCGGUCACAAACGGUGGUGCCUGUUUCCGACCCACACGCCAAAGGAACUGCUCAAGGUCAGCGGAGCGAUCGGGGGCAAACAGCGGGACGAGGCAAUUACCUGGUUCAAUCUGAUCUACCCGAAGACGAAGCAGCUGGACUGGCCGAGCGAUUGCAAACCGCUGGAGAUCCUUCAGGGACCGGGCGAAACGGUAUUCGUCCCGGGAGGAUGGUGGCACGUGGUGCUAAACAUGGACGACACGAUAGCCGUGACGCAGAACUUCUGCAGCAAAACGAACUUCCCCGUCGUGUGGCACAAGACCGUCCGGGGGAGACCAAAACUGUCCAAAAAGUGGCUGAAGGUGCUUCAGGAAGUGGAACCGGAGCUGGCCAAGGUGGCGACCGAGAUCGAUGUCGGGCAGAGCACCGGUGUGGCGUCGGAUAGCUCGAGCAACUCCAGCUCGUCGUCUUCCAGCUCGAGCAGCGACGAAAGCGACAGCAGCAACACUGAUAGCGGCCAGGAAUCCCUAUCGGCCCACAAGACCAAGAAGCGCCGGAAAACCGGCGGCGGAAUGAUGGCCUGAUUAAUACUGUGAGAGCGCUGUGGUGGGGCGCUAACAUCAUUUGGGGAGGGACGAGGGCAGAUCCAAUCAAAGUUCUUUCAUUUGAUACGUUUUAUCAUAUAUUUUUUUCCGAACAGGACGUGAAACUGAAAUAAUCUUUUUAAAAUGAGUAUUACCCUUGAAACUGAAGCAAACACCGAGGUGGGAAUCGUUAGGUUUACAAACUAAUUUAUAAAACUAGAACAAUGUGAAUUGAUAACAGAAGCAAAACUGCAUAACCUAGUAGUUUAGAGUAAAACAAUGUAAUUUAACACAAAUCAAGCAAGCGGAAGCAAAGCAAAGUGCGUAGCCAAAUUAGGAUAUGGAAAUAGGCACCAACAAAUUGGUAUCUCCGAGAUUUAAAACUUACAUGGUAAUUGAGACAACCUACAAGCAACUUGUAAGACAACCUCACUCGCAGUGAUCAUCCUCCCGAAACAAAAGUUCAUCCCGUUAUUACAAUAGUGAAAAGUUGAUCAAAAUAAAGACGAGCGAGCGAUAGAAGAGCAAAAAAGGUUCAAUCAUCAACAUCAAGCAUCAUUGAAGAAAAAAAAAACAGAAUCGGUAUUUGUGCCUUGGACGUAAGCAAGAAACAGAUGAUGAUCAUCCAUCGAUCGCAUCAAUCAAGAUUGUUUGUUGGAUAUCUGAAGAUGAGCAAAUCGGUUAGAAAUUAUUGAAUAAAACCGUUUCAAUCGGAAAUCUUAUGGUUUUCGGGUUAAAUUAUAA